Molecule: messenger RNA, 1099 nt
Organism: Leptopilina heterotoma
Lineage: Eukaryota; Metazoa; Arthropoda; Insecta; Hymenoptera; Figitidae
Gene: sra
Product: protein sarah
Exons: 5
Coding region: 309-1034 (241 amino acids)
Biological process (GO): calcium-mediated signaling
Cellular component (GO): nucleus; cytoplasm
Molecular function (GO): nucleic acid binding; calcium-dependent protein serine/threonine phosphatase regulator activity
Source: RefSeq, a predicted model, not a curated record
UUCUUCUACCUCUAUGGUUUAUUCUCCUGUCGAUGCUUAUCGAAGGGAAAGUUGUAAAUAUAAGAUAACUAUAAAAAGUCAUAUUAAAGUACGACUUUUUAUAGCAGGACAAUUGUUGUUUAAAUUACCAGUAGAUUAUCGUACAAGAUAUGUGACUAAAUUUAAAAAACAUUAUUUAAAAAUCUUAAAGUAAAAUUUCAAAAUCGUCUCGUGAUGUUUUGGACUUUUAAAUGAAUUGUGUUAUUGUUAUUAAAUAUUCUAUAACCAGAAUAUCAACAGAUAUUAAAUAUUUGUAAAUUAAUGAAAAAAUGGAAAAAAAUCAUAGUUUUAACGUCGAUGAGGAUGAGGAGCCGGGAGAAUCAGAAAAUAUAAUAAUAAAUGAAGUUGAUGGAUUGCCUAAUAUGCAUCCAGACUUCGAUCAACGUGAAUACGAUUUUGAGGAGAAAGAAGAUUGCAGUGAUGUAAACGCAAGAACUUUCGAUGAAUUGGUUCACGAUGAAGACCUACCAAUGUCUGUUAUUGUCACCAAUGUAGACCCUCGUGUUUACAAAUGUGACGAAUUAAAGGUGACUAUUGAAACACUAUUCAAAGAAUUUGGUGAAGUCGCAACAUUUCAGUAUUUUAAAUCGUUUAGAAGAAUGAGAGUUAAUUUCACUUCUUCAAGUUCGGCUGCACAUGCCAGAAUAAAAUUGCAUCAAUCGCGAUUCGGCGAUACAGAUAUUAAUUGCUAUUUUGCACAACCUGUAACGCCUAUAGACAUGGAAGAUCAAUACCUACAGCUUCCAGCAUUAACUAAGCAACAUCUUAUAUCACCUCCAGCUUCACCGCCUGUUGGUUGGGAACCUAGACCUGAAGGCGAACCUCUUGUCAACCACGAUUUAAUAGCAGCUAUUGCAAAUCUAACUCCUGGUGCUGCUCAUGAAUUGCAUCGUGGAGGAUCCGGCCAACCUGGUAUUGUGGUACAUGUUUGUGAGACAUCGAAUUCUUUAAAAAAUACAACUCACAUACAACCAACGCAUCGUCCAGAAUAUUAAUUGUUUUUCUUUUUUCAUUUUAUUAUUUUUAUUUAUUAUUCUGCGCAAAAAUAGUGUUUGGAAAA